Messenger RNA from Protopterus annectens (West African lungfish), 3203 nucleotides. Its product is annotated as metalloprotease TIKI1-like. NCBI's taxonomy places the organism in Eukaryota, Metazoa, Chordata, Ceratodontiformes, Protopteridae. The record is from RefSeq and is a predicted model, not a curated record. Gene Ontology annotation, molecular function: metalloendopeptidase activity. Gene Ontology annotation, cellular component: membrane. Gene Ontology annotation, biological process: negative regulation of Wnt signaling pathway. The transcript has 7 exons. The coding region runs from base 770 to 2305 and encodes 511 amino acids.
UUCUUUCCCCCUCCCAGUCGCAACAUAAAAAAGCUUGUAUCUGCUUUGAUCUCCCCGAUGCAUUCUUACUGUGGUAUACUUUUCUUCCAGUUCAAAAAAUCUACUUAUCAUACAUUUCAUUUCGAGAAGGCUGUUUGCUUAAAACUGUCUCUCCCGUUCUUAGUGCGUGUGUGUGUGUGUGUAAGUGCUGGGGGUGCUAAGUAGCUAAAAAGUUUAGGGUUAGGUACGUCUGUAAGUCAGUGGCCAAUCAUAAGUCUCAGCGGAUUUGCUGCCUCCAUCCAGGGGCAGCGGCAGGAACUACAAACCUCUACAAAUAGUUUUCCCUUCUCAGACCCACAACAGUCGAGUAAGCUGUAAGAGGAGGUGUCCAGGGGAUGAGCAAACACCAGGAUACACUUGUAGCUCAGAGCCACUCAGUGUGUAUAGUGAGGGUAAAAAGGGCAACUUGGGAACAGUCUACCAACGGAUUAUUGUGUGCGUCUGUGCUUCAUCAUCAUCAUCACUUGUUGAACUUACCCUUUUUCUCUAUUAACGGAACUUUAAAACACAGCAUGGCGGAGAGGAACCACACUCCUAAGAGCCCUUUGACGGCGCUACGAUCUUCUGUCACAAACUGGGGCAGCUAAGGGUCCCUAUCAGGUUUCAAACUGACAGAGACCGAGAAGUGCAAGUCCUGUACUCCACCCACCUCCCUUCACCUGUAGACCCCAACACCAUCCUCCCUUACCCACCCCACACCCACCAGCGAGCCUGGCACCACUUGCUAACUAUGAUGGUGAUUAUUUGGAAUCUAUUUCUGCAGACAUUUCUCCUAACCCUGGUUCGAGCAGCCCCGAAGAGCCGCUCAAGAGACUCGGUCAACUGCGAACUCAACAAGAAACAAAAUGAGUUAAAUUCUUUCCUGUGGACAAUAAAACGAGACCCUCCUUCAUAUUUUUUUGGCACCAUCCACGUCCCUUAUACCCGUGUCUGGGACUUCAUCCCUGAGAACUCUAAGAAGGCGUUUCAAGAAAGUAGUAUUGUGUACUUUGAACUGGAUCUUACCGAUCCCCAUACCAUCUCAGCCCUGACCAGUUGCCAGCUGUUGCCGCAGGGUGAGAAUCUUCAGGAUGUCCUGCCAAGGGAUAUUUAUCGGCGGUUGAAACGUCAUUUGGAGUAUGUCAAACUCAUGAUGCCAUCCUGGAUGACCCCUGACCAGAGAGGGAAGGGUCUUUAUGCAGACUAUCUCUUCAAUGCUAUAGCAGGUAACUGGGAGAGGAAGCGACCUGUAUGGGUGAUGCUGAUGGUGAACUCUCUCACAGAAGCAGAUAUAAAGUCUCGUGGAGUACCUGUGUUGGAUCUGUACCUUGCACAAGAGGCAGAGAGAAUGAAAAAGAGAACUGGAGCAGUGGAAAAAGUAGAAGAGCAGUGUCACCCCCUGAAUGGCCUUAACUUCUCUCAGGUGAUUUUUGCUCUGAAUCAGACUCUACUGCAGCAGGAAAGUCUUCGUGCAGGAAGCCUCCAGGUCCCUUAUACAACAGAAGACCUGAUCAAACAUUACAAUUGUGGGGACCUAAAUUCCAUCAUCUUUAAUCAUGAUACUUCACAGGUUCCAAACUUCAUUAACACCACUCUGCCACCUAAGGAACGCAUCACUGCACAGGAAAUAGACAGCUACUUUCGGCAAGAACUCAUCUACAAACGAAAUGAAAGAAUGGGAAAACGAGUGAAGGCUCUGCUGGAAGCGCAUCCUGACAAAAGCUUUUUCUUUGCCUUUGGAGCUGGUCACUUCUUGGGUAAUAACACAGUGAUUGAAGUACUGAAGAGAGAAGGGUAUGAUGUACAGCACACCCCAGCAGGACAGCCUCUUAGCAGUGGAAGAAACCAGAAAACAUUGUCAUCAUCAUCAUCAUCAUCUACAGUCUAUACAUCUUAUUCAGCUCUACAGGAGUUUGAUUCUCCUGCAGUCCCUCACGUGGAUGAGGCUGAAGAAGAAGAAGAUGAAGAGCUUGUACCACACCUCCUCCUUCCUGAGAACAUUGACCUUUUAGAAAAAGCUGAAAGAAAGUACAAAAAGAAGAAGAAAAAGCAACCAAAGAAGCAGAGGCUGCGUCAGUUUAAUGACUUAUGGGUGCGGAUUGAUGAAAGCACCACUGAUCCCCCACCCAGGAUUCGUAUCAUAAAUGGAUACAUAACAGUGGAACCUCUACCUCGGGAACAUGGACAUUUCCAUUAUAUCCUGACAGACAUUGCUACCAUGAAAUCCCUUUCUAUCCUGCCUUUGCUGUUAACUUUGACAAUUCAAGCAGUGAUGUGUUUCCUAUAAGGAAUGGAUGGAAAAAGGCUUAACCACCGAAGCACUGUAAAAUGUUCUGAAAUUCACCAUUCUGAAACAGAAAAUAAGGGCUGCUAAUGAGAGAUGAUCUAGGUUUCCCUGAUUAAUCUUGGGGAGGGGAACCCUCAUAUGUUUCCUUCUCUGAGUCUAUCUUGCAGGCAAAGGACCUCAUACUUUUCCUGUUUCACAACAACAAUGCUGUCAGAUGAGAACUGUCCAUCCAGGAAGAGAUUUUCUGCUUAUAUUUUAAAUCCAUUACCUUAUUCUUCUCUUGCAGGAGAAACAUUUUUAUCCCACAAUGAUUUGGGAGCUGUAUAUUAAUUAAUAUUGUAACAUAGUUGUAAUUUAGACAUAUAAAUGACUAAAAUGAAAAAGUUGCUUAAUUAUGUUUUUUUUCUUUAGCGGGCACUAAAUACCACUGAAUUAAAAUUAUUUUGAAGAAUGCUUAUUAAUAUUAAAACUGUUAACAGUGUUAUCUGCCAAUCUUGUAUUUUUAUGACUAUGUGACUGACAGUUUGCCAAAAUUUCAAGUCAAAACAUUAUUUUCUUGGGGGGAGGGGAGGGUAAUUUAUCUAGCUUUAUAAAUGGGGGCAGGUUUGUCUAAUCUGUUUAAAGCAAGCAUGAUGAAAAAAAUACCCAAUAGGCAAAGUGUCUGCAUCCUGGACUGUACUGGUUUACUUUGACAUGUACUGGGAUCUUAUGGAACAUAGUGAAUAGCUAAUAAAAGUGAUUUUAUAAAAUGGCUGCUUAAAUAAAGAAGUAUUUACUCUGGGAAAAGAAAAGACAGAAAAUAGAUGGCAUACAGAGCCAUGAAUGCUGUAGCAAACUUUGAACAUCUUUCAUAAUCACUGUGUAUAAUAAAUGUCAACAAACUAGACAAAACAAAUGU